GGAUGCGAGCUUGAAGAGAAUGGCGUUUUUUCUGCCACUUGUAAAUGCAAACCGCUGCCUGUCUACCCAGUCUAGCGUGGCUGCAGGUCACAUCAGGAAAGUUCUAAUUGCAAACCGAGGAGAGAUAGCCUGUCGUAUAAUGCGUACGGCUGAAACGUUAGGAAUAAAGACUGUGGCUGUGUACAGUGAUGCUGACAGACACGCACUCCACGUACAGAUGGCCAAUGAAUCCCAACACAUAGGUUCAGCAUCUGCAGACAAGAGUUACUUGUGUGUAGAGCAUCUGAUAGAAGCUGCUAAACGAAGCAACGCUGAGGCAAUACAUCCUGGAUAUGGCUUUCUAUCUGAACGUUUUGAGUUUGCUGAGGCGUGUGAAAAAGAAGGGAUAGUUUUUAUUGGACCUCCAGCAUCAGCGAUUCGAAGUAUGGGAGACAAAAUUGAAGCAAAACAGAUGAUGUCAUCUGCUGGGGUUCCAGUCAUUCUGGGAUAUCACGACAUUGAUCAGUCUUAUGGGAAGCUGAAGUAUGAGGCUGAAAAGAUAGGUCUACCGUUGAUGAUUAAAGCAGCACUGGGAGGAGGAGGGAGGGGUAUGAGAAUUGUGAACUCAAUGAAUGAAUUUGAAAGUCAGUUGGAAUCUGCUCGUAGUGAAGCAAAAAGCACAUUUGGAAACGAUCAAGUUCUUUUAGAGAAAUACAUUGGUCGACCACGACAUGUUGAGGUUCAGGUCUUUGCUGAUAGACACGGGAAUGCUGUCUACUUAUAUGAACGAGACUGUAGUGUCCAGAGAAGACACCAGAAGAUUAUUGAAGAAGCUCCUGCUCCUGGUGUUGAUGACCAUGUUCGUCGUGAUUUGGGAGAGGCAGCUGUAAGAGCUGCUAAAGCUGUAGGAUAUGUUGGAGCAGGGACGGUGGAAUUUAUCAUGGAUGUUGACAAGAGGUUCUAUUUCAUGGAGAUGAACACUAGACUUCAAGUUGAACAUCCUGUAACUGAAAUGAUUACAAACACGGAUUUAGUUGAGUGGCAGUUCCAGGUUGCUGCUGGUCAUCCCUUACCAUUGUCUCAAAAUGAGAUUCCACUAGAAGGACAUUCAUUUGAAGCUCGUGUUUAUGCUGAAGAUCCCGAUAGGGAUUUUCAACCGGCUGCUGGCAAGUUGUAUUAUCUUUCGGCUCCAGAUGAUGUAUCUCGAGUUGAAACUGGAGUCAGGCAAGGUGAUGAUAUCAGCAUCUACUAUGAUCCAAUGAUAGCAAAGGUUGUUGUAUGGGGCGAAGAUCGAUCGUCAGCUUUGUAUAGUUUGAUUGAUGCUCUCAACAAAUAUCAUGUGGUUGGUAUUCCCACAAACCUUAGUUUUCUUUCCAGACUUGCUAGUCAUCCAAGUUUCUUUGCUGGCAAUGUCAAUACUGACUUUAUCAAGGAACAUCAUCAGAGCUUGUUUCCACCUCCAUCGUCCCUUCCAAGCAAGAUUUUAGCACAGGCAGCACUUGUGUUUCUGCUUCACAGCCAGGAAGCACAGAUUCAUGAGGGAAUUGCACUUGCUGAUCCAACAUCACCAUUUAGUAGCAAUGAUUUGUGGAGGGUUUGUCUUCCACAAUCAUCUGGAAUUAAGUUCUCAACAGGAAUGGAUGAAACUGUCGAGGUUGUUAUGAGAAGGAAGUUAGAUGGGAGCUACAGUGUUCAAUUGCCUGGUGAUGACAGAAUGUUAGAUAUCAGUGGUUAUAUUACUGAAUAUGACAGUCCUGCAAUGACUGUGAGCGGAUCUGUGGACAACCACUCUUUUGGUUGUAAAGCAGUUUUCUCGAAUGAUACAAUCCAUCUCUUUACUGAGGAUGGUAACUACCAAGUUCAUUUAUUCGUUCCCAAGUUUGUCCAGGAAUUGAGUGGAAUGCAGUUUGGCCAGAAUUUUCAACUCAUUGCAGCAGACAAUGGUAAAGUUGUCAAGGUCCAUGUUUCUGAUGGAGAAAGGGUGACUAAAGAUCAACCACUGUUAAUGAUUGAGACAAUGAAAUUACAGGUUGAAAUUCUUUCUCCGUUUGAUGGUGUUAUAGAGCAAGUUCGAUUUACUGCCAGUCAAGUGUACCACAGCGGUGCUUUAUUGAUUAAAUUCAAGGAUCUUCCCACAACAUCGCCAAUUCCUGGGGAGGUACUUGAAGUUGUUGUGUCUGAAGGACAGCAAGUUGCAGCUGGUGAAAUUCUCAUGAAUGUGGAAUGUUACAAAGACAAAUAUGAGGUACUAGCGCCUGAGGAUGGAGUUGUUAAGACAAUAUUUUACUCCACAGGAGAGCAAUUCUCUGCUGAUUCAUUACUAAUAUCAUUAGAUGAAACAAGAUGAGCUGGUAGUGAUGAUUUAAAAUUGGUGUUAUGGUUAGCAAAAUGACAACGUUUCAGAGCUCCGUAAUGAUUUGGAGUUUUAUAAUUACUUGCACAGAAGCGCUUGCACUGCUUAAUUAAAGACAGUGACAGUGAAAAGUACUCACACACACAGGAUGUAUAGGAAGGAAGAGGUUGUGGGAACGAAGCGUUCUGAUAAUCAAAAAUCUUU
Messenger RNA from Corticium candelabrum, 2536 nucleotides. Its product is annotated as methylcrotonoyl-CoA carboxylase subunit alpha, mitochondrial-like. Gene Ontology annotation, molecular function: metal ion binding; methylcrotonoyl-CoA carboxylase activity; ATP binding. The record is from RefSeq and is a predicted model, not a curated record. Gene Ontology annotation, cellular component: mitochondrion. Lineage: Eukaryota; Metazoa; Porifera; Homoscleromorpha; Homosclerophorida; Plakinidae. The coding region runs from base 20 to 2326 and encodes 768 amino acids. The transcript has 19 exons.